AUUCUAUGGCUAUCCUUGAUUGACCCACUAAGAUAUUUAAAACAGCCCGCCGGAGGAGCAACUCAUCUUUCAUGAUUACAGCAUGGCCAUCACUCUUUCCAUUACUCCCAAUCUCAACUCCCGCCACCACUGCGCCAUCUUCUCCCCGGCUUACCGCUGCAAACCCACCAGACUCCGGUGCAGUGGACAGAAUCCGACUACAAAUUCUUCAACCGGUACUGAAGAGUCCGAACCCGAGAACGCGCUGCUCAAGAUUGCUUGGUACGGUUCGGAGCUCUUGGGAAUCGCCGCCUCGUUUCUCCGCCCUCAGUCAAAUACUGAAGCUCAACAAAGCGACCUUAAGCUCCCCUCUAAUGGAGCUGGAGCACUCGAUCGUGCUUUGGUUGUUCGAACCAUCAAAGAAGACUUCGACAGAUCUUAUUUUGUCACAGGACAAUUAACACUUGAUGCGUAUGAAGAGGACUGCGAGUUUGCUGAUCCGGCAGGUUCCUUUAAAGGCCUUCGACGAUUCAAAAGGAACUGUACCAACUUUGGAUCCCUUAUUGAAAGCUCGAAUAUGAAGCUUACGCGGUGGGAGGACUUUGAGGAGAAGGGAGUUGGACACUGGCGUUUCAGUUGUGUAAUGUCAUUUCCUUGGAGGCCCAUUCUUUCUGCAACUGGUUACACAGAAUAUUACUUCGAUGCACAAUCUGGAAAAGUAUGCAGGCAUGUGGAGCACUGGAAGGUUCCCAAGAUGGCACUUCUGAAGCAACUUCUGAGGCCUAGCCGGGGACUUCCGCGGAGAACAGGAGGUUGAAGAAGACAAGAGUUGGAGGAUAUAUACAGCUUAUCUGUUGGCUACAAGAUUAUGAAAGAAUUAAAAUGUUGCAGAGAAAUGAGUGUAUAUAUAAUAAAUUGAAGUUCUGGGGAGUUUUUAGGGCUGCUCGAAGCAGAGAUUAGGAAGAUGAUGGAUGUUUUUUCCGGUGUUA
Carica papaya (papaya) is the source of this 968-nucleotide messenger RNA. RefSeq names its product Nuclear transport factor 2 (NTF2) family protein. The record is from RefSeq and is a predicted model, not a curated record. NCBI's taxonomy places the organism in Eukaryota, Viridiplantae, Streptophyta, Magnoliopsida, Brassicales, Caricaceae.